CCUCCCUCUACUUGCAGUUUAAAUCCGAAGGGAAAACCUCUGAGGUGUCACUGUCCUGUGUGAAGGAGCACAGACGCAGCGAUGGAGUUCCUCUCCGUGUUUGUCUCCGCGGUUUUAAUCUGUGUCAUCAGUGCUGCUGGGAUCGCUCAUGAUGGAAUACACUGGACAUACACAGAGGGAGCUUUGGACCAGAUGCACUGGCCAACCAAGUACCCAUCAUGUGGUGGGAAGAAGCAGUCCCCCAUAGACAUCCAGAGGCGCAGCGUGAGGCACAACCCAGACAUGUUGCAACUGGAGCUGAACGGAUAUGAUGCUCAGAGUGGGAAUUUCCUCAUGUCCAACAACGGGCACUCUGUUCAAAUUGACCUGCCUCCAACCAUGAUGAUCACCAAGGGCCUUCCAGGAAAGUACACGGCUGUCCAGAUGCACCUGCACUGGGGCGGCUGGGACCUGGAGGCCAGCGGAUCGGAGCACACUAUAGACGGCAUACGUUACAUGGCGGAGCUCCAUGUUGUCCAUUAUAAUUCUGACAAGUACAAGAGCUUUACUGAAGCCAGAGAUAAGACAGACGGGCUGGCAGUACUCGCAUUUUUCUAUGAUGACGGACAUUUUGAGAACACGUACUACAGUGAUUUCAUCUCCAAUCUGGACAAUAUCAAAUAUACAGGUCAGUCCAUGAACAUAUCAGGCAUCGAUGUGCGCUCCAUGCUGCCCGAGAACCUCAACCAUUUCUUUAGAUACCAGGGCUCCCUCACCACGCCACCCUGCUACGAGAGCAUCCUCUGGACUGUGUUUGAUACUCCCAUCACUCUGUCACAUAACCAGAUCAGAAAACUGGAGCACACACUGAUGGACAUCCACAACCAGACCCUGUGGAAUGACUACCGCAUGGCCCAGCCUCUCAACAGCCGAGUGGUGGAGUCUUCUUUCCUGCCACGCCUCGGGAAAGGAACAUUUUGUCGGCAAGACGAGAUUGAAUCCAGGCUGCUGAAGAUCGAGGGUCUGAUCACGUCCCUUGGAAAGCAUAUUCAUACAGGUGGACUUCACAACCCUUCUAGGCAUACUAGAUUAGAAACUCGAGCUCUGUUUCCUCUGGUGUUACACUUUCAGGGUGGCAGUUAUGCUUUGGCUCGCCUCGGCCAUCCCAUGGAGCUCGACUUCUUCACAGUCUGCAUGCACGUGCUGCCUCAGCUCGAGGGAGUCCACACCGUCAUCUCCUACUCCAGCAACGGCAACGACAACGAGCUGACCAUCUCCAUCGUUGAGGACAGGGAUUCGAGAGAAGUAGGCCUCUGGAUUGGCAACGAGUUUGUCAACCUGCCACACAACGUCAAGUCACACAAAUGGGCCAACUACUGCAUCACCUGGUCCUCUCUCACCGGGGGAGCAGAGCUGUGGAUCAAUGGAAUGGUGGGGGAGCAGCGGUACCUAAAGAACGGUUACACCAUCAGCCCUGGCGGUGUGUUCAUCGUGGGCAAAGACCAGGACGGAUUACUGGGCAUCUCCAACGCAGACGCCUUUGUGGGUAAGAUGACAGACAUCAACGUGUGGGACUAUGUGCUGACCACGGCAGAUAUCCGAGACCAGCUGUCAUGUGAGACAAACGGCACCGUGAUGGGAAAUGUGUUCAGCUGGGGAACCACCGAGCUCAGUCUGUUUGGAGGCGUGCAGCUGGACAGUCAGUACAGAUGCUGAAGAGCUUCUCUUCGCUUUAAAGUUCUGCAAUAAACCAAAAUAUAAGUGCUGAUGUAGGGGAAUAAAGUGUCUAUAUGUACUGAAGGUUAAAAUGUCUUUCAGGGAACUGUAAGUCAAUAUUUAAUGCAAACUGCAUCUUAUAACUUUGGCCAUGCAUUGUAUUCAUAUGUUUGCAUCUUCAAUAAAGGCUUAAAAGUGA
Trematomus bernacchii (emerald rockcod) is the source of this 1894-nucleotide messenger RNA. It is a transcript of the gene ca6, whose product is annotated as carbonic anhydrase VI. Bases 82 to 1695 code for a protein of 537 amino acids. Lineage: Eukaryota; Metazoa; Chordata; Actinopteri; Perciformes; Nototheniidae. The record is from RefSeq and is a predicted model, not a curated record. Gene Ontology annotation, molecular function: zinc ion binding; carbonate dehydratase activity. The transcript has 10 exons.